Messenger RNA from Melampsora larici-populina 98AG31, 444 nucleotides. RefSeq lists its product as uncharacterized. Lineage: Eukaryota; Fungi; Basidiomycota; Pucciniomycetes; Pucciniales; Melampsoraceae. The coding region runs from base 1 to 444 and encodes 147 amino acids. Gene Ontology annotation, molecular function: protein serine/threonine kinase activity; ATP binding. The transcript has 2 exons. The record is from RefSeq and is a predicted model, not a curated record. Gene Ontology annotation, biological process: protein phosphorylation.
AUGUGUUUCAAGAUACGAUCACCAUGUGAUUCAACCCAUAUGGCCCUUUCUGCUUUCACUUGUUACGUAUAUGAGAAGAACAAUCAUCAGAGAUUAGUUGCUGAUCUUCAAGGAUUUGGUGAAUAUCUCACUGAUCCACUCAUUUUAGAUAUAAACAAUGCUUGGGUUCAGGAGACUAACACAGCUGAAGAGGAAAUUCAAAGAUUUAACAAACAGCACCGGUGCUAUGAAAUUUGUCACAAACUAGGACUGCUGUUUCCACCUGGUCAAGAAGCCGAUCAAAACCAUAGUGAAAAUAUGGAAAAAGAUUUCAUUGAAGAUCAUAUUGCUAAUGGGGGAAAUCCAGACUUUACUGCACCCGAGAAUGCACCAAAUGAGUUCUGGAAACAAAAAACUACUCAAGACCGUAUGAGACUCCGUUCUCAAAAAUCACCUGAUGUGUAG